Molecule: messenger RNA, 1290 nt
Organism: Penicillium canescens
Lineage: Eukaryota; Fungi; Ascomycota; Eurotiomycetes; Eurotiales; Aspergillaceae
Exons: 2
Coding region: 1-1290 (429 amino acids)
Biological process (GO): fatty acid metabolic process
Molecular function (GO): FAD binding; oleate hydratase activity
Source: RefSeq, a predicted model, not a curated record
AUGGUUCCGUCCGCAUUGGCAGAAGGCCGCUCUUAUCUCCGUGACAUCCAAGAAAAAGAGGAACAACUCGCCAUCAAUGGAAAAGAAGGCACCUGUUUUAUCACUCAAAAUGAAGGAGCUUUAAAACAUUUGCCUACGAAGUCGCUGAAUAUGCGGUGGAUUCACAGGAUACGUUUGAUGCGUCUCCUUAUUAAAGAGGAGAAAAGCCUGCAAAAAAAGGAGAUCCGCAAUUAUUUUCGAGAAAGCUUCUUUCAAAGCACAUUUUGGAUGAUCUGGUCGACACACUUAAGUAUUUUGAGCUGCCUGGAUCUGACUGGCCAUUAUCAAUACGAGGCUAUUUAUCUUCCAUUAUAUCUUUUUCUCCAGAGCCAGGGCGUGGAUUUUCAGUUCGGCAUCAAAAUAAGGAAUGUCGAAACCACGGUCAACCAGGAUUAUCAUACAAUCAGGCAGCUAGCCGUUUCUCAGCACGGAUUUGAUUUCAAAAAAUCUCUAGGCCAUAGCGAUAUCGUCAUUGCUACACCGGGCUCAACUGUGUCAGGUUCUGCAAUUGGAACAAAUGAUCUCCCGCCAGCUUGGAAUUCAGUUCAAGCAAGCGAUAAUCUCGACGCAAAUUGGGCACUAUGGUUGGAAGCUGGAAAUAAAUAUCCUGACUAUGGCAACCCUUACACCUUCUGCACACGCAAAUCCGAAUCUAUGGUGGUAUCCUUCACUGUUACCACCGGAGAUAUCGGAUUCGUCGAAUUUCUUCAGUCUUCGUCGCAGUGCACAUCUCAGUCUGGUGCAAUAAUUUUCAUGAAGAAUAGUAACUGGGGCUUGAGGCUUUGUCUCCCUGUCCAGCCCGUGUUUGCUCAACAGCCGCAAAACGUCCGUAUACUCUGGGGCUUUGCUCUACGUCCCGAAAACGAAGGCGAGCAUGUCAAAAAGAACAUGCUUUUUUGUUCCGGUGCAGAAGUCAUGUCCGAAAUCCUACAUUAUCUGGGUCCCUCUGGCGAAAUGGCCACAGAAUUUUUACAGCGUUCUAUUACCAUACCACGCGCCAUGCCAAGGAUGAGCUCGACAUUAUUGACCAGAUCCCUCGAAGAUCGCCCUUGCAUUAACCCAAAAUCAGUCGUAAACCUCGCUCUGGUUGGGCCUUUUGUCGAGGUUCCAUGGCGAACUUGUGUGGACACAAGCUACGGUGUGCACACGGCACGGGCAGCCGUAUCACGUCUUAUGGGUCUUCAAGACUCUCCUAAAGUAUCUUCUGGCCCGUCAUUCUCGAGGCUUUUGGUUACUCUGCUAUGUAAAUGA